AGGAAAAAACCUGCUGGUUCAGCCGCCGGCUGUGAUCGUGCUGCACCCAUAGGCUACAUCUGUGUUGUUGCAAAGGUAAACAGCACUUCGUUUUUUGCGCAACCACAGCACAUGCCCGUGACCACAGAAUAGCUUCGCAUUUAUCCCUCCCCUCGUGAGUCCUCGCUUCCUCCCCUCAGUAACCAGAGCAACAAAUAUGAUCACCGACGAGCGAGACGAGAGCUUUCGCGAAAUGGCCGCCCUGGGCAAUCUGAAGGCUGUCACGGCGUAUAUCCGAUCUGGGAUCUGCAUCGACGGCCAAAACAAAAUGAACGGCUGGACAGCCCUCCACUGGGCGUGCAAGCGCGGUCACGCCCGCAUAGUCGAUGUCCUGUUGCGCGCAGGCGCAGACUCUAUGCUGAAAAACACCCAAGGACAAACACCCCUGGAUCUGAGCAAAUCUGACGAGAUUCGGGCGCUGUUUGCUACCAUUGCAAACAUUGAUGUCGUCACACUGGCGCCCACCCAACCAGCGGAAGGCGACGAAAAGACGUUCACGCCAAACUACCUAGUCAAUCCAGACCUGACAAAAGCGUGGGGCGUGCCGGAGGACGCGAUGCUGCCGAGCCAGGGCGACUCGAGCUAUGUGCAGCAGCUGCAGCAGGAGGCAUCGAUCAGCACCAGCGCCAAGCGCACCCAGAGGAUCGCGGAGAAGGCGAGUCCGGCUAAUCUGGCAGCUGGAUCUGCCCAGGGACAGCAGGGACCUGUAGCCACUGCUGCAUCGGCGGAUGAGGAACGCGAGAUCCUUGUUUAUAAACAAAUUUUCGCAGAUGACAAUCUGGUAGGCUCGGUGUUGGUCGGCUCGGAGAAAACGGUGAAUGACCUGGCCGCGGUUAUUCGUGAGGAGCUCGACGGUAUCCCCAGCAACUUUAGCAUUGCACGGAACAACGGCCGCCAAACCAUCCCAAUCAGCGCCCGGCAGCAUGAAUUCAGUGUGACCAAGGUGUUUAGGAGCGCCGAUGAUGCUGCAGUCAUCGUGGCCAAAGAAUGAUAGAAGCUUUAUUACCUGUUUGCCUGUGUUAUUUAGAGCGAAAGGAGGGGCUGCCAAUACACCUUUUUUGUUUCUUUUUUGCUAGGACACAGUCAAUUUGGCAGUGUCGCUGCGGUUUGUCCCUGUUGCUGUAACCAUGUGGUAAGAGAUGCGGACAUUGCCUGCCAUUGGCUUUGUGCAGCCGAGGACACCAGAUCCUGUUUACCACACAUGAGAAUCUGAACAUGCUGCGCUCACAAUGUGCACACU
Molecule: messenger RNA, 1279 nt
Organism: Linderina pennispora
Lineage: Eukaryota; Fungi; Kickxellomycota; Kickxellomycetes; Kickxellales; Kickxellaceae
Exons: 1
Coding region: 197-1030 (277 amino acids)
Molecular function (GO): protein binding
Source: RefSeq, a predicted model, not a curated record